UUUCUUAAUUUCUUUGUAUUAUAUUCAAAGACUAACAAGUAAUCUUACCGAUAACCUUUAAUCUCUCUCUCUCUCUCUCUCUUUCCAUCAUCAUUUCUUAAAUAUUUUUAUCGAUUUUCUCUUUUACUUUAAGUUACUCACGCAUCGGUGUAAUUUAUAAGAAUAAUAAUAUUACUAAUGAUGAUGAUGAUAAUCUCUAACUCCCUCACCAAUGUAGCUGUUGACUUGUGUUUCAAUUCAGUUUUACAGACAAUGAAUCAUGUUCAUUUUAUAAUAAUUCUCAUUUUUUUCAUAUCUAUUGCUUCUCAGUCAUCAUUCUCAUUGGGUAUUGAUUUUUUUCCCUGCCACUUAAUCUUCAUUUAAACAUAAAUACUCAACUUGCGUAUGGCUUCAAUGAGAUAAAUGAAAUGCUAAGGUAUUAUCUCUCUCCCUCUCCCUCUCUCUGUUGCUCAUUGUCUUUCUUUUUCUCUUUUUAUCCUUCUCUUUCUCUCUCUCUCUCUCUCCCUCUCUCUCUCUCUCUGUUUUUCUCCGUCUCGAAUGUAUAUCCUUAGUACUUUUUGUUUUUCAAUCUCAAUGAGUCGAAUCAAUACAAUAUUUCUCAUUCUCUCUGUCUCACUCUCUGUCUCUCCUUCGAACUUUUUUUCUCUUUCUCUCGAUCUCACUUCGAUUUACACUGUAUUCCUCACUUUCUAACAGUAAAUAGUGUUCACUAUCCUGCAGGGAAUGAAAGAUAACCUACCAGGAAAAUAAACCAAAAGUAUGAGGAUAAAGUUAAAGUCUUUCUUGUGAUCAGUGUGUUCAGUGUGUUGUUAUUAUGAAAUAAAAAAAUUCCCAUCAAAGUGUAGAAAUCAAGUGGAAUGCCUAGAUCAUUUCUGGUUAAGAAAGCGAGGCAUUGCAGUGAUCACCACCACCACCACCACAAUAAUCAUCACCACCACCACCACCACCAUAAUCUCCAUAAUAAAGCCAACAAUCAACCUUACAGUUCAACUCCAUCAACAUCAUCCUUGCACAAUGCUUUUGGAGUCGCCUUUGAGAAGCUCAACUUACCUGAUGAUGAGAUUCGUCCCAAGGUUCGAGUUGAACUAUGUUAUAAAGAGGAUAAAGAGCUUGACCUUAGUAAACGACAUAAUGAUAAGACGACAGAUCAACUGUUGGUUGACGAGGUAACACUAACAUCAACUAAUAGUAAUAGUAAUUUAAUCAGUGGCACAGAUAAUAAGCAUCUUCAUACGAUAACAUUAACCUCAGUUAAUCCAAUAUCACUGCCCACACCGGCCAGUACACCAGAACCUUGUAAACCAGUAAGUGAUACCGAGAUUGAGAUUGAAUUAUCAGAUACAUGUACCAAUACAAGUGAUAAUGAAACAUCAACGACAACUUUAGUCACAUUAACAUCUAAACAACCCUCAUUGGUAUCACCAGCGUCUUCACCAUCUUCAUCCUCUUCCUCUUCAUCUUCAUCUUCUUCUUCUUCCUCCUCAUCUUCUUCCUCAACUUCUUCAGCAACAUCCUCAUUCUCAACCUCAUCAACUUCCAAUUCCAAGUCUUCAUUAAGCCAAACUCGUAAGCAAAUAAUCACAACAACAACAUCAACACCUUCAACAAUCAGUUACACUUAUGAUACCUUUUUCAUGACCGAUGGUCGAUCACGUAAGAAACAGCAACAGGCUCUUCAGUCAAGUGAAGGAACCAUUCUAGCGGAUAGUGAACACGACAGUUCAGAGACAUUAAUCUCAAUGGGAACUGGACGAACCUCUGGUAAUAAUAAUAGUAAAGGUGGAGGAAGAAUAGGUUGUGGUGGUGGUGGAUCAACUCAUGGAGGGGAUAUCAGUGGAAGUGGUAAUAAUAGUAAUAGUGGUUCGGUGGGUAAGGAAAGGCAACGUUAUACUUGUAGUGAAUGUGGUAAACAUUAUGCAACUUCAUCAAAUCUUUCACGUCAUAAGCAAACCCAUCGAAGUCCCGAUUCUCAGUUGGCACGUAAAUGUCCAACCUGUCACAAGAUUUAUGUCUCUAUGCCAGCUCUUGCAAUGCACGUUUUAACCCAUAACCUUAACCAUAAGUGCGAUGUUUGCGGUAAAGCAUUCUCAAGACCCUGGUUAUUACAGGGACACAUGAGAUCACAUACAGGUGAGAAACCUUUUGGUUGUGCCCAUUGUGGUAAAGCAUUUGCAGAUAGAUCAAAUUUACGAGCACAUAUGCAAACUCAUUCAAGUCAAAAAAGUUACCGGUGCCAACGUUGUAAUAAAUCGUUUGCUCUUAAAUCUUAUCUAAAUAAACAUUAUGAGUCGUCCUGUUUCAAAGAAAUGCCUUCCAAUUCAAUGCCUUCUUCACCGGCCUCUUCAAUAUCAUCAAAUAAUUCACAUGAAACUAAAACUUCAUCUUCUUACUGGGAAAGUGAACGAGAAAGAAGAGAUUUCAAAGAUGUCAUCACGACGGAAUCAUAAUCAACAAUAAUCAUGUGUAUAUAAAGAGACACGAUUACAAUCAGACACACACACACACAUAUAUAUAUAAAUACAAACACACCCAAGAAUAAUAUAAUUAUGCAGAAACUAAUCAAUGAAGAGAAAAAGUAAAAAUCAUCAAUCUCUUUUUUUGGUAGACAGAUUCUCAUAGAGGACGAAAGGGAAAAUAAUUCGAAAAGUUUAAAAAACUUUUUUCCUUCUUCUUUUCAUCAUCUCUUUAUCUCUCUCUCUCUCCUUUUCUCCCUCUCAAUGUAAAGUAAUUUUCUCAUUUCAAUCAAUUUCAUCUUCUUCUUAUUCUUCAUGACGUUAACACGUUAACAGAGAAUUAUUUUUUUCUUCUAAUUCUUAUAAUCUCCCAGUUCAUCUCUUUCACUCCCUUGUUCUUUAUCUUUAAUCCCUUUAAUUCCUAAACCCUAAAUUCUUAAUACUUAUUCAAAUAAGUAACAAGAAUUACCUUCAACCUAUUAUACAUACAAAUCUAAUUACAAUCAAGUUCUUUUAAUUAUUACUAUUAUAAACUCUUAUAUAUAAAUUGUUUUAUGGUGAUAAUGAUGAAACCCAAUUGAUGCAAAGAAACAAUUUUAAUCCUGAUGAGUUUUAGAUGAAAAAAACACAAAAAACGAUAAACAAAAGUAAUAAGAAACUUUUAUCAAUCAAUCAAUCAAUCAUUAACUGUAGUCUGAAUUUCAAUUCUUGGGAUAAUUUGUUUGUUUUUACUAUUCCAGUUUCCAUUUCUUGAAUGUCAUCAUUUCCUUCAUAUUUGUUUCUUAUAAAAAGUUAUCUAAAUUGGUUUUAGAUUAUUAAUCAUUUAUAAUGUCAACACUUUUAUCUAUGCAUACAUAAGGGAGAGAGAGAGAGAGAGAGAGUAGUAAACAUGAUAAUCAUGAUGAAUGAAAAGCUAAAAUCAAUGAAUUCCUAUCAUCAAUUUGAUCCAAUUUCUGUCCACUAAUCUAAGCAAGUUAUCAAUCAUUUAAUCAACAAUCUAUGGGAAUAUUAUAUAUGCAACAAGGUGAAAAUAUAUGUAUACAAAAGCAACAGAGAGAUAAUGUUACAAGCAUUUGAGGGAAACAUUUUGACAUUCGAGAAAUUUGGGAAAUAGAAAAAAACAAAAAUCGAAAGAAAAAGGAAACAAAAAAUUCUGGGAAUUGAAACAGACCCAAUCACAAACAUCCUAUGCAAACAUAAAAAAAUAAUAGAAGAAGAAGAAGAAAGUUUAUUAUUAUUAUCAUUAUUAUUAUGAAAUUAUAUUAUUAAUAGAUGAUAGUUGUUUCUCAUGAAUGAAUGUAAUAAUAAAUGCAAAUGCAAUUGAGAGAGUGAGUAAGAGGGAGAGAGUGUAUGUUGCAAAACUCAUGAUUUCAAAUGAUAAUAAUAAUCAUGGUAAUAAUAAUACACAUUCGAGAUGGAAAGAGAAAAAAAAUUAUAUGUAUUAUAUUAUAUAUAUGAGAGACAAUUGGACCUGAAUCCAAAUAAAACCAUAGCAAUAAUCAAAUCCCUCCCAUUUAAUCAACAUCACCUUUUACCUCCCACUCUCCAUGGACUCUGUCUAUCCAUCUAUGGACUCUUUGAUUUAAUGAAUCAUCCAUAAUAUCUCCCUGUCUCUCUGUCUCUCUCUCUCUCUCCCUUAAUACAUCACCAUCAUUUCCCAUGUUUCCUCUUCCACCCACUCGAAACUCAAUAACUAUGAAAAAAAAGGAAAACAAAGAGCCCAAACUCCUCUCAUUACACUUUUAAUAUCAUGAUAAUCAAGCUCAUGUAAAUAUUAUGCAAAUAGUAAUAAUCAAUCAAUCAAUCAAACUCAUCAAUCGAUAAAAAUAUUAAAAAGACAAUAAAAAAAAUGAUAUGCAACAGUAAUCAACUAAUUGUACUAGAUAAUCAAGGUAUGCAAAAGACUAAACACUAAAUUGAUGAUAAUAACAAUGAAAAUAACCAAUGCAACGGAAACUGUUUCCUUUUCCUCUUUCACCUCAUAUCCAUUUAUAAUACAUAUGCAAUGAUGAAGGAAAUGGGGAAAAAAAUGAAAUGCAAGCAAAAAACCACAAACAAAUCAAAUUAGAAUUAAAUUAAAUCCCUUUUCUCUUACUACCUCUUCUCAAUUAGAUCUAAUUAUUAGCCAACAAAUUUAAGAACAAUUUUCAAUCUAAACCAUCACCAUUAGAAUGAAACAAAAAAGACUAACCCACACACACAAACACACCCAAGAAACACCACAGCCUUCAAAAUACCCACCUAGAGAACCCAACACUUCAUUUCAACUUUAACAUUCAGUUUGGUUAUUAUUAUUAUUAUCGCUAUUAUUAUUAUCCAAGAAAACACUAGGAUGUUAGUUUAUGUAUCACUUAAAGGUUAAUUUAGAUAAUGAUGAGUAGCUGAAAACAGUAACAGCAACAACAACACAAUACAACUUGUGGAUAAAUAAAUAAUAUUGUAGAUCAAGCAACAAGUCAACAACAAGAAGCAAUAGAUAGAGCAACAGUAAGCAACAGAGAGAGAGAGAGA
Panonychus citri (citrus red mite) is the source of this 4964-nucleotide messenger RNA. RefSeq lists its product as uncharacterized. NCBI's taxonomy places the organism in Eukaryota, Metazoa, Arthropoda, Arachnida, Trombidiformes, Tetranychidae. Bases 858 to 2447 code for a protein of 529 amino acids. The record is from RefSeq and is a predicted model, not a curated record. The transcript is spliced from 2 exons.